Messenger RNA from Cucurbita moschata (crookneck pumpkin), 4649 nucleotides. RefSeq names its product phytochrome C. Gene Ontology annotation, biological process: red, far-red light phototransduction; protein-tetrapyrrole linkage; regulation of DNA-templated transcription. The record is from RefSeq and is a predicted model, not a curated record. The coding region runs from base 822 to 4181 and encodes 1119 amino acids. The transcript is spliced from 5 exons. Lineage: Eukaryota; Viridiplantae; Streptophyta; Magnoliopsida; Cucurbitales; Cucurbitaceae. Gene Ontology annotation, molecular function: photoreceptor activity; protein homodimerization activity.
AUUGGCUGCUCAAGCCACUCCAAAAAUGCCGUCCUUUCCCCCAUCUAACCUUACCUCUACCAAAAGAGAAUCCAUCUAUACGGUCAUUUGGCUCACAUCUCGAGAACCGCGACGAAAGUUUUUCAUUAUUUUUUCUUCUCCUUUUGCAAAGAGUGCGUGCGGACUGCACAAAUUUAUCAAACCCCAUCUUCAAAAUCAUUUCAAAUCGAUGAAAUCCGCAGGUUUUGGACUCCACCGGUAGCCCACCAACCAAACUAUGCUGUUUUCACGUGUUGCUUAAUCCGUAUCGCGCAAGUUGGGUACUCCAUCGCACCCGUAUCUGUUCGCCCCAUUUGUUUUUGUUCCAACGAAUGGCUCUGAUUGCUCCAGAAAACUAAGCUUUUAGGAGGGCUGCUCGAGCUUCUAGAAGUUACUUGUUCGGUCGAUUCUUCGUGGGUGUAGUGGAACCGUGAGAAGAUGUGGAAGAAUUGCUCUGGGUCUUGCUUCAAAUCUCGUUAGUUUUGUUCUUAAUUCUUCUUCUCCUUGUUUUUGCUUUUAUUUCAUGAGAGACCCCUUUUAGAUUUCACUGUCUAGUUCAAGCUUGUUUGCUUGCUUCUUUUUGGGGCGUUGAAUUUGAAGCCUGUGGGGUUGUGUUUCUGGAAAUAGAAUCAUGGGAAGAUUUAACUGAGUCCCUUUUGUCCCUUUGUUUUGUGGGUUCUGGAAUGGGUAUCAAGUAAUGUUGUGUUUGUUUGCUGUUGAGUUUGGUGCUUUUGAGCAAUGGGGAUAUAGGUGAUUGGUUUGGUUAGUGGAAGAACAGGAGAAAUUGGGAAGGAACUUGUAAGAUGUCUUCAAUGACAACAAAUAAGACUGUAUGUUCUAAGACCAGUGGCGACCGAUCAAAACAUGGAGCUCAUGUGGUUGCACAAACUUCAAUUGAUGCAAAGCUUCAAGUAGACUUUGAAGGUUCUGAAAGGUUGUUUGAUUACUCUGCGUCGGUUGAUGUCAACGUGGCAAGUUCGAGCAGCAAUGUUCAUGCCACCACUGUACAAUCAUACCUUCAGAACAUUCAGAGAGGAAGUCUAGUUCAACCAUUUGGUUGUAUGAUUGCUGUGGAUGGGGAAAACUUGUCUGUUCUUGCAUAUAGUGAAAAUGCCCCUGAGAUGUUGGACUUGGCCCCACAUGCUGUGCCGAACAUCGAGCAGCAAGAAGCUCUAACUUUUGGAACGGAUGUACGAACGCUUUUUCGUUCGCCAGGAGCUGCAGCGUUACAGAAAGCAGCUGAUUUUAAGGAAGUUAAUCUUCUUAAUCCUAUACUAAUCCAUUGUAAAACUUCUGGUAAACCGUUUUAUGCGAUUUUGCAUCGAGUAGACGUGGGAUUAAUUAUAGAUCUGGAACCAGUGAAUCCAGCUGAUGUGCCAGUGACUGCAGCUGGGGCAUUGAAAUCUUAUAAGUUAGCAGCUAAAGCCAUCCCAAAAUUGCAGUCCUUGCCGAGUGGGAAUAUAUCUCUUUUAUGUGAGGUAUUGGCUAAGGAGGUUAGCGAUUUGACAGGUUACGAUCGAGUAAUGGUGUAUAAAUUCCAUGAUGAUGAGCAUGGAGAAGUUGUAGCUGAGUGCUGUCGAUCGGACUUAGAACCAUAUCUUGGCUUGCACUACCCAGCUACUGACAUACCUCAAGCUUCAAGGUUCCUUUUUUUGAAGAAUAAAGUUAGGAUGAUUUGUGAUUGUUUGGCACCUCCAGUUAAGGUGCUUCAAGACAGGAGAUUGACUCAGCCAUUAAGUCUAUGUGGGUCUGCAUUGAGAGCUCCUCACGGUUGUCAUGCUCGGUAUAUGAUGAAUAUGGGCUCUAUUGCAUCUCUCGUGAUGUCUAUUACGAUCAAUGAGAGUGAUAGCGAAUCCGAGAAUGAUCAAGAAAAGGAUAGAAAGUUGUGGGGUUUAGUAGUUUGUCAUCACACAAGUCCUAGGUUUGUGCCAUUUCCUUUGAGAUAUGCUUGUGAAUUCUUGAUUCAAGUUUUUGGUAUACAGAUUAAUAAAGAAGUGGAGUUGCAAACUCAGUUGAAGGAGAAACAUAUAUUGCGAAUUCAAACCGUUCUUUGUGAUAUGCUGCUAAGAGAUACUCCGGUAGGAAUCGUUACCCAAUCUCCCAAUAUUAUGGAUCUUGUUAAGUGUGAUGGUGCUGCCUUAUAUUUCAGAAAGAAAUUUUGGUUAGUUGGAGUCACCCCCUCAGAGGCACAAAUUAGGAAUAUAGCUGAAUGGCUUCUCGAAGACCAUAGCGGAAGUGCAGGUUUAAGUACCGAUAGCCUAGUUGAAGCUGGUUUCUAUGGUGCUUCUGCUCUUGGUGAUGAGGUGUGUGGAAUGGCUGCUGUUAGGAUCACCUCUAAGGAUUUCCUUUUCUGGUUUCGGUCACAUAUGGCUAAAGAAAUCAGGUGGGGUGGUGCAAAACAUGACCCCGGUGACCAGGACGAUGGAAGGAAUAUGCAUCCGAGAUCAUCAUUCAAGGCUUUCCUGGAAGUGGUGAAGCGGCGUAGUCAACCUUGGGAAGAUGUGGAAAUGGACGCCAUCCAUUCGCUGCAAUUAAUAUUACGAGGUUCUUUACAAGAUGAAGAAGUUGAAGAAGAAUGCAAGGUGAUUACAAACGUCCCGUUAGUCGAUGAGAAGACACAACAGUUGGAUGAACUGCGUGUCAUCACAAACGAGAUGGUUCGCUUGAUCGAGACAGCUGCAGUGCCUAUCUUGGCUGUAGAUGUUUUCGGCAAGAUCAAUGGUUGGAACUCGAAAGCCACUGAGCUUACAGGAUUGGCUAUCCAGCAAGCCAUUGGCAUGCCCUUAGUUGAUUGUCUGGUGAAUGAUUCUAUUAAGGUGGUAAAGAAAAUGCUGUCCUUGGCCGUUCAAGGUAUUGAAGAGAAGAACAUCGAAAUCAAACUCAAAACGUUUGGAAUUUCGGGACACGAUGGUCCAGUGAUCUUAGAAGUUAAUUCGUGCUGUAGCCGAGACCUAAACAAUAAUGUUGUAGGAGUAUAUUUUAUAGGGCAGGAUGUUACAAAGAAGAAACUGAUAAUGAACCAAUACACGCAAAUCCAAGGCGAUUACACGGGGAUUAUGCGAAAUCCAUCUGCACUUAUUCCUCCGAUUUUCAUGACCGAUGACGAUGGCCGGUGCUUGGAAUGGAAUGAUGCAAUGGAAAAGUUAUCUGGUUUUAGGAGGGUAGAGAUGACAAAUAGGAUUCUUCUUGGGGAGGUUUUCACGCUCGAAAGCUUCGGCUGUCGUGUCAAAGACCAGACAUUGACCAAGCUUAGGAUACUACUGCAUAGAGUAAUUUCGGGCCAGGAUACGGAGAAAUUUUUGUUUAAGUUCUGUGAUCGUGAAGGAAAUUACGUUGAAACACUGCUCACUGCAAGCAGAAGGACUGAUUCAGAGGGUAAGAUCACCGGGGUCGUCUUCUUCUUGCACGUGGCUAGCUCGGAACUAAAAUAUGCCUUGGAGAUGCAACGGAUGUCAGAACAAGCUACAGCUGAUAAUCUCCAUAAGUUGGCAUAUCUACGCCAAGAAAUUCGAAAACCACUCGACGGAAUUACAUUUAUGCAGAAUCUAAUGGGUUCAUCGGAGUUGAACGAAGAGCAAAAGCGGCUACUUAAAUCGAACACUUUGAGUCUGGAACAAUUAUACAAGAUUGUACAUGAUACUGAUAUCCAGAGUAUUGAGGAGUGUUACAUAGAAACUAACUGUAGGGAAUUCAACCUUGGAGAUGUUCUUGACGUCGUAAUGAAUCAAACCACGAUUUUGAGCCGAGAGCGCCAGGUGAAGAUCAUCUGUGAAUCACCUGCUGAUGUAUCAUCUCUGCACUUAUAUGGAGAUAACAUGAGGCUACAGCAGGUGCUCUCUGAGUUCUUGACUAACACACUUCUCUUCACUUGCAAAGAAUCAUCCGUCAUCUUCCGAACAACUCCAAGGAAGGAGCGUAUCGGGAAGGGAAUCCACAUUCUUCAUCUUGAAUUCAGGAUCAUUCAUCCGGUUCCUGGAAUUCCUGCACACUUAAUCCAAGAGAUGUUUGAUGACAACAAUGAUAGCUCAAAGGAAGGUCUUGGCCUAUACAUCAGCCAGAAGCUUGUGAAGAUAAUGAAUGGCACUGUACAGUAUAUCCGAGAGGCCGAGACCUCGUCAUUCAUCAUCCUCAUAGAAUUCCCCUUGGUCGAGCAUAUUGCUUAAUAACGACGACAACGACGACAACUGUUCUACACUCACUGCCUGAUUUACUUGAAGAUGCCUUAACCAGAGAACGAGCCCUGACACUACUCGGUAUCAGGUCGAGAUUGUUUGAGAAUAUGAGUAGAGAUAUUAGGAGUGAUCUGAGAUUAUAAUAAACGUUGUUGCAGGGCGAGUAGUUUCAAGCUUCAAAGAAUCAAAAGAGUCGAAAGUUGUAAAGACACAACGUCUUUAUCGACCAUCUCUAGAACGUCACGAAUCCAAGAACUCUUUUGUAGUUCGUUCCCGAAGUCGUCGAUUUAGAAGUUUACAUCAGAAACUCCAAAAAUGCAGGUUUUAUGGGAUUGGGAAGCAAGCAGCUGGAAUAAUAAGUGAGUAAAAUAGAGUUGUAAACUUGUUUAUAAUGGAUGGGCAAAUACCCAUCAUCUCAUCUUCACUUGAAAUAAUAUGCAGUUUUUGUUCAUUCUCGUU